Molecule: messenger RNA, 2841 nt
Organism: Cyclospora cayetanensis
Lineage: Eukaryota; Apicomplexa; Conoidasida; Eucoccidiorida; Eimeriidae
Exons: 7
Molecular function (GO): protein binding
Source: RefSeq, a predicted model, not a curated record
AUGUUUCUCAGUGGCCCUCUGAGGCCACGGGCCAAAUCGACGGAAUCUCCGAGGGAUAAAACGGGACAGCUUACAGCUGUUAAGCAGAAAACAGUUGCCCCCAGUCCCAUGACAAGUAAACGGGAAUUCCUUAGGGAUAAUCCGGAGACAUCUGAAAGGGGCCUCCAAGAGCGGUCUGAUCGGGAUUUCGUAAGAAAAGCCUGGAGGUCAAGUGACACAAGCGUAGAGGCGUCAAGUGGGCAGGCAACCACAUAUUUUAGUGCGUCCACGGUUGUGGAAGCACCAGGUGAACUAAGGGCUGAGGCAGGGGCUGAGGCCUCCCCAGAAGUCAAACAACUGGGUAAAAAUCGCAUUAAACAGUUAAACGGGGCACAACCUCCGCUACGCUUAGAGGAGGAACAAGACAAAAUCAGCCUCGCACCAAGCGGUGCUGGAACCCCCAGAGUCUUUGUUUCCCCCAACAGGAUUCCAAGGACAUCGGACGGACCGGAGCAUGUAGUUAAUCCUGGGGAAACCGGGGCUCAAAGCCGCCUUGUUCCCCCUUCCAGAGCCGUGUUUAUGCAAAAGGUGGUGGCAGAUGUCUUUGCUGCUGAGAAUGAGAGAAGGGCUGCCGCCCUGGCUUCUCGUGUUAGCUCAAGGACUAUCUCUCGAGCUGAAGGUUCAGUUGAUCUCUCACGUUUCGCGGAGCGGGCUAAUGUAGCGGCAGCCGCUGCCGAACAGCUGAGAAACAUGGAAGGUUUCAGCACAAGAGGCGCGGCAAAUGCAGAAAGCCUUGAAGCCAUACAGGGACGUGGCGUGGGAGCCACAAAUACUAAGGGGCGUCUCAGUGUUCACCCAGGCUUUCCAGCUAAUGGGUCUCCCGAAACGACUUUCUCUCAGCUGAAAGCAGGAGACGGCACAAGUUACAAAGGGGGUUCUGACGUGAGCAGCAGUGAACUAGAUCAUGAAGCAUCGAGUCCUGCACGUUUACGUAUGCCUUAUAGCAUUCAUGGGACUCAGCAGGCCUUGAGUGCCGUGGUGGAAUUAGACGAGCAGAGACGGGCAGCUAAGAUUGCUUCCCGAAGUUGCUCUGGAAUCAUUUCAAGAGCUGAGGGCAUACAUGAUCCAGUGGAGCUUGAUGGGCGUUCGGAUGUCACAAAAGCAGCAGCAGAACAGCUUUGGAAGAUGGAACAGAAGACGAAAAGAAUGCCGGCCGCUACAAAAAUACAAGCAGUAUGGCGCGGGAAGAUGCUGCGCGUGUGGAUGGCUUCUGCGCGGGCCGUUGCACGUUCUGUCGACAUGGGCCUUCGAGGCUUAGAUGCAACCAAAAUUAAGUGGAACUGCAUAGCGCAGCUUGGUAAUGACACUUCCCGAAACAUAGAGCAUGUUGCAGCUGCCAACGUUUCACUUGCUCCAGGAUGGCAGCCUCUAGCGAACUUUUCUGUACGUGUACGCACAGGUCGUGGUGGCUCUGUUAAUCCAUUUUCACCCGUGUUUUCAUUUCAGAGGAGCGUCAGCAUGAGCACAGUUGGUCACCAACUAAGGAGUGUGGCAGAUGAUCCAAUGAACAUGCUAAAUUCGUCUUCGCCUCGGCGCCCCAGGAGUUACGGGGCACUUCACCAAAAUGUAAGGAGCAGCUUACUUCAAUUGAAACCGCAUGAAUAUAUAGGCCAAAUGCGUAAGACCAGCAGCCUCUCGGAGCUAGACGAGCAGUGCCUGGGAGACACUUCAGGGUUCGCUGGAGGUAGCAGCCAGAUGUCAGAAGAUCACUGGCAGGGGAAAGCCAAGAUUGCUGGGGGGGCAUUUCGAGAACGUAUGGAGAGCAUAGCUGCUACCAUGUCGCGUUUGUCAAGGAACGAAGCUCAUCACUUUUCUCCAAUACCAGAUUACACGGACUCUAGCCGAAACUCAGGAGCGUCCUCCGUAGAGUUUGAGUGCGACUCUGGAUCAAAAAGGGAGGAAGCAACUUCCUCAAGACGCCCAACCCCCAGUAAAUGUAAAGUUGUCUCAAGAAACGGAAAAGGUGAUGGCCCGAUAUGUGAACGAUCGCAGUCAGCGGCAUUUGAAAGGAACCAGGUUUCCUCCGUGAGCCACCCUGUUCUUCCGCGUCUUAAUUUCUUUUGGCUUCGUGAGGAACAAGCACAGUCGCCUCCACUUUGUCAAGAUCAGGAGUUGUCUAGAGAAACAAGCAGUGCUCUACUUCUUACUCAAUCAGCUCCACAGUUUCCCGAUACCCGUGCAGAUCACAUACGGGCACAGAUUAUAAAAGAUUUGUAUCAACAAGACACGGACGAGGGUUUACACGAAAUCGAUUUCGUGUUGGAAUCUAUUACGAGCGAAAGUCGGUCUCCAAAGAAUAAAACGAAAACCUACGGGACAUCCUCCAACAAAUCGCCCCCGAAUGCAACCUUAGAGAAGCUUCGAUCAAUGCCAGUACGAUUGUGGGAAACACAAGGAUCUCCCAUUGAAGAUCCAGCAAGUUCUCCCCUAUCAGAAACAAUAACGCAUCUUGGCUUAUCCCGAUACCGCAGCACCCACAUAAGAGAACACUCACGCGCCAAAUUGUCCAACCAUAUGUUCAACAGGCUAAAUAAGGCUCACGUCCUAAGCAAACAUAGCAGACGAACACACACAGACACUCAGCAAAACCGAUCAAAGCAACAAUCACGGCCAGCACAUUCGGCAUGCAUAAUCCCUUUCACCGCGGGCAGAGCUGCAACAGAAGGCGGUGAGCAUGCCGUGGAUGGCGUUGCGUUUGGACCUUUAACGAAGGAGGAGGCCGAGCGUGUGAAGGGCGCAGCUGAGGCUUCGAAGGGUGGGAGUGUCGAGGGUGCGUCUGGAGCGAAGGCAGGAGGCGCUUUG